Lolium rigidum is the source of this 537-nucleotide messenger RNA. RefSeq lists its product as uncharacterized. The record is from RefSeq and is a predicted model, not a curated record. The transcript has a single exon. The coding region runs from base 1 to 537 and encodes 178 amino acids. Lineage: Eukaryota; Viridiplantae; Streptophyta; Magnoliopsida; Poales; Poaceae.
AUGACCACCUUGAUCUGGACCAUGUCCACCCUGUGCUACUACUUCGCCUACGACCUUCCACCCCAGUUCUCCGUCCACCUCACGGCGAUCCCAGGCAACAUCAACACGACGGAGGCUCCGUUCGCGUCGUCCAUCAUCCCUCGCGCCUUCGACGCCGUCCUGCACGCCAGCAACCGCCGCGCUACGGGGCGGUGCUACCACCACGGAGAGGCCGUUGUGGCCUACGGCGGCUUCACCCUCGCGUCAGGCCGGACGCCCGACUUCUGCGUGCCGUGGAAAGGGGCGCGGGAGGUGCCCUUCAAGCUUUCGUGGGACUGGGACGACGGUGCUGGCCGCCUGCCCGAGCACCUGCGUAGCCGCAUCGCGGCGGCGGAGAGAGCCGGCGCCGUGGAGCUCGAGCUCCAGGUGAGAAUCCUCCAAGGAGACGACAACAGGCCGACGUGGAUGUGGUGCAAGGCGAGGAUGGACGGAGCGCGUGGUGCCGUGACGCCGUGCACCGUGCUCGCUUCGCAGAACUGGUGGUCGCACCUGGCCUAG